CCACCUCUCCGUCCGACCAUCUUACGUAGGCACACGAGCACGAGCCUAGCCGAGGGAUCCGUCACCUGCGACAACCAACCCGCCUUGCCAACAAUUGGCGUUCGAGCCGCGUCCAAGGCCACCUAAGCAGCUCCAAUCCUGACAAAUCCGCGCUCCGCGCUCCGCGACUCGUCCUGCCGACGCAGACCUAGACGUUGAUCCAGACGCUGUCGCAAGCAAAACCCAACCGCAAGCCAUCAUGACGAAACCGCGCCGUGGGGUUCGGUUCCCCAGCCGAACCGGAAACGGUCACGUUUCUUCCGACGGGAGGCGAUCCAGCUUCAGCGAGAUUAGCGAGGACGGGUCCGGGUCGCCGAUGAAGUCCAAGGGCUUGCCGCAAUUAGACGGCAUUACCGAACAACCGCUGGAACAGACCGAGUACGAGAAGAAGAAGGCCAACUUCCUCACGCGCACCUUCUACACCUUCGUCAUGAUCGGCCUCUUCUUCACGGCCCUAUUUUCGGGCCACAUCUACAUUCUCGCCUGCAUAACCGCCGUCCAGGUCGUGUCGUUCAAGGAAGUCAUCGCGAUCGCUAGCGUGUCGAGUCGAGCGCGCCAGCUUCGUCCCACCAAGAGCCUGAACUGGUAUUGGCUCGCGACCACGAUGUACUUCCUCUACGGCGAGUCCGUCAUCUACUACUUCAAGCAUAUCGUGCUUGUCGACCGGGUCCUGCUGCCGCUCGCGACGCACCACCGCUUCAUCAGCUUCGUGCUGUACGUCAUCGGCUUCGUCUUCUUCGUCGCCAACCUCAAAGCCGGCCACCUCAAGUUCCAGUUCACCAACUUUGCCUGGACGCACAUGGCCCUGUACCUGAUCGUCGUGCAGGCCCACUUCGUCAUGAACAAUGUUUUCGAGGGCAUGAUCUGGUUCUUCCUACCCGCGUCGCUGGUCAUAUGCAACGACAUCUUCGCCUACAUCUGCGGCAUCACCUUUGGCCGAACCCAGCUGAUCAAGCUGUCCCCCAAGAAGACGGUCGAGGGCUUUCUGGGCGCCUGGAUCAUGACCAUCAUCUGGGGCGUCCUCCUCACUAAUGUCCUGAUGCGCUCCAAGUACUUCAUAUGUCCCGUGAACGACCUCGGCUCGACCAUCUUUACCGGUCUCGAAUGCGAUCCGAACCCCGUGUUUCUCCCCCACACCUAUACCCUGCCUCAGCUCUUCUUCCUCCCCGAGGGGACCGGCCUCUCCUUUACCACGGAGCCGAUGCAGUUCCACGCUAUCAUCCUCGCCACUUUUGCGUCACUGAUCGCGCCCUUCGGCGGCUUCUUCGCUUCAGGAUUGAAGCGCACCUUUAAGAUUAAGGACUUCGGCGACUCGAUCCCCGGCCACGGGGGCAUGACCGAUCGCAUGGAUUGCCAAUUCAUCAUGGGCUUCUUCGCGUUUGUAUACUACCAGACCUUCAUCGCGCAGCAUAAGGUCAAUUUCGGCAACGUCAUGGAGCUCGCCAUCACCGGCUUAACGUUGGACGAGCAAAUGGAAUUGGUCAAGGGGAUGAGCAAAUAUCUGGAGAACCAGGGCGUGUGGGGACCCGAGGUGCACGAGUGUUUAGAAGGAGCAUUGCCCGCGCGGCGAUAGGAAUCAACUUGGGUGUUGUCCCGGAUGGGCAAAGGAGGUGGCGAGGCUGCGGGCAAGGGUGCUGCACAUUAUACAUAGCUACUCGGCCGAAGAAGCAGCCUAUUAAUGAUAUGAAUGAUGACCAGAUAAACGCAGACGUUUCUGUGUCGAAGAUGUCGUGCAACUAUAAGGUUCUCUUGAUUUCUUUUGACUCUAGGUGGCUUUGAGCGAUGGGGCAAAAAAGGGGGGGGAGGAGAGAGAGAACGUGGUAAAAUAAAAUACGGAGAAUUGAACGGAGUGUCCUAAACACCCGUAUAAGGGGAAUGGAGCGGGGCGGUACCACGAGCUUCGCCUCGCGCGGCUCGUGGAGCUUCGUGUGUAUAAAUAGAUACAGAACCAUACACAUGGUCCAUCGGUCGGUAUCCGGAUCGUCGAAGUAAGCAGCAGCAGCAGCAGCAGCAGUCUUGACAGGGACACAUUCCGAAAACCCUCACUUUUUUUGAACCCGCCCACCGUGGCAGUAGCUAGCGCGUCGUAUCGUCCCACCCUGUCGCUCUUCGAAGACGGGGCACGCGAGGACAGGUUUUGCCUGCCGGCUGUUGCCGGUAGCGGGGGUCAGCCGAGCGGGAUGGGGCCGAUGAAAUGCU
Messenger RNA from Durotheca rogersii, 2238 nucleotides. Its product is annotated as phosphatidate cytidylyltransferase. The record is from RefSeq and is a predicted model, not a curated record. Gene Ontology annotation, cellular component: endoplasmic reticulum membrane. NCBI's taxonomy places the organism in Eukaryota, Fungi, Ascomycota, Sordariomycetes, Xylariales, Xylariaceae. Bases 239 to 1612 code for a protein of 457 amino acids. The transcript has 3 exons. Gene Ontology annotation, molecular function: phosphatidate cytidylyltransferase activity.